Hippopotamus amphibius kiboko is the source of this 1583-nucleotide messenger RNA. It is a transcript of the gene ARPC1B, whose product is annotated as actin related protein 2/3 complex subunit 1B. The record is from RefSeq and is a predicted model, not a curated record. Gene Ontology annotation, molecular function: actin filament binding. Gene Ontology annotation, cellular component: Arp2/3 protein complex; actin cytoskeleton. Lineage: Eukaryota; Metazoa; Chordata; Mammalia; Artiodactyla; Hippopotamidae. Gene Ontology annotation, biological process: Arp2/3 complex-mediated actin nucleation. The transcript is spliced from 10 exons. Bases 151 to 1269 code for a protein of 372 amino acids.
CAGGGUCCCGCCCCGUCCCCGCGGGUCUGAGCCCGGAGGCCCCGCCCCCCGCCCACGAGGAAGUGGCUGCGCGGCGCGGGGCCCAGAGCCGGUUCGGCGCGUCGACUGCCCAGAGUCCGCGGCCGCGGCGCCCCGAGGAGCCAAGCAGCCAUGGCCUAUCACAGCUUCCUGGUGGAGCCCAUCAGCUGCCACGCCUGGAACAAAGACCGCACCCAGAUCGCCAUCUGCCCCAACAAUCACGAGGUGCACAUCUACGAGAAGAGCGGGAACAAGUGGGUCCAGGUGCAUGAGCUCAAGGAGCACAACGGGCAGGUGACAGGCAUCGACUGGGCCCCCGAGAGUAACCGCAUCGUGACCUGCGGCACGGACCGCAACGCCUAUGUGUGGACGCUGAAGGGCCGCACGUGGAAGCCCACGCUGGUCAUCCUGCGCAUCAACCGUGCUGCCCGCUGUGUGCGCUGGGCCCCCCAGGAGAACAAGUUUGCUGUGGGCAGUGGCUCCCGUGUCAUCUCCAUCUGCUAUUUUGAGCAGGAAAACGACUGGUGGGUGUGUAAGCACAUCAAGAAGCCCAUUCGCUCCACCGUUCUCAGCCUGGACUGGCAUCCCAACAACGUGCUCCUGGCCGCUGGCUCCUGCGACUUCAAGUGCCGGAUCUUCUCAGCCUACAUCAAGGAGGUGGAGGAGCGGCCAGCACCCACGCCAUGGGGCUCCAAGAUGCCCUUCGGGGAGCUGAUGUUUGAGUCCAGCAGCAGCUGCGGCUGGGUGCACGGCGUCUGCUUUUCAGCCAGUGGCAGCCGUGUGGCCUGGGUCAGCCACGACAGCACCGUGUGCCUGGCUGAUGCCGAUAAGAAGAUGGCCGUGGCGACUCUGGCCUCUGAAACGCUGCCGCUGCUGGCCCUGACCUUCAUCACAGAAAACAGCCUGGUGGCAGCGGGCCACGACUGCUUCCCGGUGCUUUUCACCUACGACGGCGCCGCAGGGACGCUGAGCUUCGGUGGGCGGCUGGACGUGCCCAAGCAAAGCUCACAGCGCGGCCUGACGGCCCGCGAGCGCUUCCAGAACCUCGACAAGAAGGCGAGCUCGGAGGGCAGCGCGGCGGCGGGCGCGGGCCUGGACUCGCUGCACAAGAACAGCGUCAGCCAGAUCUCAGUGCUCAGUGGGGGAAAGGCCAAGUGCUUGCAGUUCUGCACUACGGGCAUGGACGGCGGCAUGAGCAUCUGGGACGUGAAGAGCUUGGAGUCAGCCUUGAAGGAUCUCAAGAUUAAAUAACCCAUGAGGAGUCUGUUGCCCUCAUCCCAGCUGCUGAGGGAAGGGGUUCGGGGAAGCUAAGGAUUGCUCUGCUGCAUGUUUCUAGGAUACCAGUUCAGGUCCCCACAGGGGCUGCUCCCUCAGGUGGGGAGGGGAGGGGUGGGAUGGGGUGGGAGGCUUUUCUUACCUACUGAAAGAAUGCCUUUUUCUUAAAGAAAUGCUUUCAUUUAUUGUAAAAAAUGUCCCCAAAGCACUCUGCUGGUCAUGAACUGCUUCAAAAUGUGGAGGUAAUAAAAAUGCGUUUGUAGACACACGGGCCUGUGUGUCUGAAAGAA